This is a messenger RNA of Aegilops tauschii subsp. strangulata, 1072 nucleotides long. The record is from RefSeq and is a predicted model, not a curated record. NCBI's taxonomy places the organism in Eukaryota, Viridiplantae, Streptophyta, Magnoliopsida, Poales, Poaceae.
AUGAAGUUGGCAUCUUCGAAGAAACCAAAACCAAGCAAGAAGCGCAAGCAACCUUCUAACGCAAAUGAGGAGAAGGAAGAGAAGACUCCAUUCUUACGAUUGUACAAGCAGACAUGCGAGAAAAUAGAAAGUGGAGUGGAGAAGAUAACUUCAAGUGUUGAAGCAUCAUCCGCUCCUCUCACAAACCAUGUUCCCACCAUUUCAGAAAUGGAUGCAAGAAUGGAAGAAGUGGCCAUAAAGGGACAGGAGGGAAUGAAACUUCUAGCUGAACUUGCAAAUCAGGCUGCUAUCAUGGGAAACCUAGGUAACCUCUAUGUUGAGCGAUACUUGAACAAAACAUACAGAGUGCCUCAGCAAACAGGACUUCAAUGGGUCAUGGAGUGUUACGGUCGACCUAGAUACUUUUAUAAAAUCUUUCGAAUGGGCAAUGAUGUUUUCAUGGCACUUCAUGAUUUGCUUGUCUCUGCAUAUGGUUUGACGUCAACCACUAAUGUUUCAUCAAUUGAGUCACUGGCCAUGUUCUUAUGGAUUGUUGGAGGCCCUCAAUCAUUUGCUCAAGCUGAGAACCGUUUUGUACGAUCACUUUGGACAGUUCAUACAAAGUUUAAGGAAGUUUUGUUAUGUUUGCGCAAGUUAGCGAAAGAUAACAUCAAACCUAGAGAUCCUACUUUUAGGCAUGAGCAUGAAAAGAUUAAGGAAGAGCGUUUCUGGCCUCAUUUCAAAGGCGCUAUUGGUGCCAUAGAUGGAUCACAUGUGCCAGUUUCAGUGCCUGCAGAUGAUGCGGUUAACCAUAGAUGUCGACAUGGUUUCACAUCUCAGAAUGUGCUUGCAGUAUGUGACUUUGACACGAGGUUUACUUUUGUGGUUGCGGGUUGGCCGGGCUGUGCACAUGAUACAAGGGUCUUGAAUCAUGCAUUAGCACACUUCCCUUCAUUUCCUAUACCACCCAAAGGGAAAUACUAUCUUGUCGACUCUGGGUAUCCAAACCGAACGGGAUACCUUGCUCCUUUUAAGGGGAGUACAUACCAUCUGUCGGAAUUUCGUCUUCGCCGUCAUGUCCACCUGAAGGGAA